Messenger RNA from Phasianus colchicus (ring-necked pheasant), 2556 nucleotides. It is a transcript of the gene PRKX, whose product is annotated as protein kinase cAMP-dependent X-linked catalytic subunit. Gene Ontology annotation, biological process: protein phosphorylation. Gene Ontology annotation, cellular component: cAMP-dependent protein kinase complex; cytosol. Lineage: Eukaryota; Metazoa; Chordata; Aves; Galliformes; Phasianidae. The record is from RefSeq and is a predicted model, not a curated record. Gene Ontology annotation, molecular function: cAMP-dependent protein kinase activity; ATP binding.
CGGCGCGGCUCGGCACGGCGCGGCACAGCACGGCGUAGCCACGCUCGGCCCGCCCGGGCUCUCCCUCGCCAUUGUCUGCCUGCGCGGCUGUUCCUGCUGCGGGCGGCGGGCGCGCGCGGCGGCUCGUGAUGCUGAAGGGCUCCGCGUCCCCUCCGAGGCAGCGGCAGCGGGCGCGGGCGCGGGCUCGAGCUCCGGGGCGCAGCCACCCCGCCGCCUGCUGAAAACUGAAACUUUGCGUCCCCGCCGCUCCUUCUCGUCCGCCUCCGCCCCGCCGCCCUCCAUGCGCUGAGCGGCCCCAUGGACGCCUUCAGCGCCGCCAAGGCCAAAAUGGGGGCGAAGAGCGGCGGCGAGGCGGCGGCGGCGGCGGGGUUGGCCGCUCCUCAGCCCGCCGCCACGGCCCCCAGCCCCGCCGGCCCCGGCUCGCCCUCGGCGCCCGAGCCCGCCGCCUACAAGCUGGAGGACCUGGAGACGCUGGCCACCGUGGGCACAGGUACAUUUGGACGUGUUCACCUGGUGAAGGAAAAAAUGGGAAAACAUUACUUUGCACUGAAAGUAAUGAGCAUUCCAGAUGUCAUUCGACUGAAGCAAGAGCAGCACGUGCACAAUGAAAAGUCAGUUUUGAAAGAGGUCAAUCACCCAUUUUUGAUCAGAUUAUUCUGGACCUACCACGAUGAACGCUUUUUAUACAUGUUAAUGGAAUAUGUACCAGGAGGAGAACUUUUUAGUUACCUGCGCAACAUGGGCCGUUUCAACAACAGCACGGGACUGUUUUACUCUACAGAAAUUAUUUGUGCAAUAGAAUACCUGCACUCCAAAGAAAUAGUUUACAGAGACUUAAAACCUGAAAAUAUAUUACUAGACAAAGAAGGACAUAUCAAACUUACUGAUUUUGGAUUUGCUAAAAAAUUGGUGGAUAGAACGUGGACGCUUUGUGGCACUCCUGAAUACCUUGCACCAGAAGUCAUUCAAAGCAAAGGUCAUGGGAGGGCUGUGGAUUGGUGGGCCCUGGGAAUUCUUAUAUUUGAGAUGUUGUCAGGGUUUCCUCCAUUUUUUGAUGACAAUCCAUUUGGUAUAUACCAGAAGAUUCUUGCUGGCAAAAUCGAUUUCCCACGGCAUUUGGAUUUAUAUGUAAAAGACCUUAUUAAGAAGCUACUUGUGGUUGACAGGACAAGGCGAUUAGGAAAUAUGAAGAAUGGAGCAGAUGAUGUGAAGAGGCAUCGAUGGUUCAGGUCUAUAGACUGGGAUGCUGUACCUCAAAGGAGACUAAAGCCUCCUAUUGUGCCGAAAGUAUCCAAUGAUGGAGAUACUUCCAAUUUUGAAGCUUAUCCUGAAGAUGACUGGAACAAAAUGCCUCCAGUACCCCCUAAAGAUCUAGAAAUUUUCAAGAACUUCUGAAUGCAGCAUCUACAAUGGAUAAGAAACUGGAAAGAAAGUGAAGUGAAGAGCAAGUCUGAAGAAAAAAUUAUAUUAAUACAUAAAUGAAGAUUCUCCUUGUGGAUGAGAAUUAUACUGCAUUCAGAUAUGCAAAUGAGAAUAUAAUGAAUAUCUAAGGAGUUGGAGGCAGGCAAGAAUCAGUUUUAGCUGAAAACAUUUGGCAUUGGUUUAGUAAAUUGUAAUGCUGACAGUCUACUCCAAAGUAGACUUGAGUAAAGUGAAAUAUUUUAGUAUUUUUUUUUUUAACUUAUGGUUUAGUUAAGUUUCCUGCUAUUCCCAGAUCCUUUUUGCAUAAUUAACUCAUAGAUUUAAUUUUAUAAGUUUAUACUAAACUUGUGUAAUUAAAAGCACAAAUUAGUAUAUAUGUAUAUAAUGAAUACAAUACAACUAAAGCACAGGAACUGUGCAAAGAUGUAAAUUUUUGUACUUUGCAGAGUCUAUGAUUUUUAUUUUUCAAAUAAUGUUUUUCAAGAAGUUCUCUAGGGAUAAAAAUCUUAAAAGGAUAAAUGAGUUUUUCAUCAUCUUAUAUACAUUUUAUAAUUCUUUGUAAAAAUAAAAAAUAAUUAAGUUUUAAAUAAGAUUUGUACCUAAAAUUUCCAAUGCCUCAUACUUGCAACCAUAGUACUUGAAAGCGGAAAGACAAGGGCAUGUUUUAUUGUUGAUUAAGAUACAUCUUAAUGGUUAAUUUAUGAAAUUCUGUUACACUGAUGUCUCUACAAACCAGGAUAUUGAGUGAUGACGUGCUGUCUGAAAUGUGAUUCCUCUUGUGACAACUCUCUGUAAACAUUCAGUUCAGUGCAUACUGGUAUAAGGGCUAUAACUGGCUCUUACAGGAGUUGUUCUCUCUCUUAAGCUUGCUAUCUUCUCUAAAUUUAAAGCAUGAGCCAUAACAGACUUUCUUCAUUAUUGGCAUAGUUGUUGUUGAAUAUUUGGCACUUCUAAUUAUCAGAGGGAACACUAAAUAUAUGUUAGAGCCUGAUUUUUCUGCUCCUGCUUUUGGAAAUAGCCUAAAGUCUCCACUGCCAGGAAUUCUAUAUGUAAGUGUUCAAGCCUUAGAUCUGAGGAAUUUCUUUUAAACUGUAUAACAGCUUUCUGACAUCUUAAAUACACUGAAUUUAGGAA